CCAACAUACAUACGGCAAAUCCACCCUCCAAAAUCGCCGGUCGCAAAAGCAGACUCGUGCUGUGUUGGAUUGCCCCUCUUCUUCUUCUUCUUCUUCUUCCUCCUCCUCCUCUUCGCUUUCCUUACUUCACUCACAUCUCACCGUCCAAUAUCCGUUGGUCCUUUUGUGACACAGUCCCUGGGGGGUAGCUGCGCCCUCGAACCGCAAGACAUCAUCCACUCCGGCGAAGGAAGCCAAGCGGAUUUCAGGACUCCGUACCACCACCACAACCACCACCACCAACCUCGUCCAAGUUAUAUGCGGCCCACAUUCUUUCAAUGUUGUCCAUGCAAAAGACGCCCACCUUCAUCCUGCCCCCAACUGCGAAUCUCAACAACCACAACCCUCAUGGCAUCCAACCCAACCCAACCGUGGACCAUCGCAACUCCACCCGCGCACUGAGUUUGUCGGAAAUCCCCGCCUUUCCCGAUGGCCCAUCCAUGGGCGAUGGUCUCUCCCGCCAUGGAAGCAUCAGCACCGACGGCACCUCCAACGAUUCUCCCGAGUCUUGGGACGGGGAAAGCCACUCUGAUAGCUCUCCCUCGGUCGACUAUGAGAUCAAAAUUCACGACGCUUCGUACCCGUUUGUCGACUCGACGUUAGCCCCGCUCCCUUCCUCCUCGUCCUCUGCGACUGCCACCGCCGCCAUGACAGCCGGGUCAAAACAUUUCCAGGUUAACUACGUUACUUCUAAUAAUAUGAAUGUGUCCAUGGCCGAUGACGUGACCCCCAAGGUCGAAGAGAUCGACGGUGCGGAGGACUUGCGGAGCAUCAAACCCAUCGAGGCGGAGAACGCGAUGGCCUGUGCGAGCAAUCAUCCCAGUACUACGAUACCCACGGCGGCUCCCGUCAAUGUACCACGGAAACGUGGUCGCCCACGCAAACAUCCGCUGCCAGUACCCGGGGGCCAGAUCAAGAUCACCAAGGGGAGAUCCAAGACGGGCUGUAUUACUUGUCGACGAAGGAAGAAGAAGUGCGACGAGACAAAGCCAUCGUAAUUCACCCAACCAUUCACCCAGAGUGUUCGCAUGCGCCGCAACGGUCAGCUAAUUUUGUCUUCCAGGUGUUUAAACUGCCAGAAGAAUGCGGUUGUGUGCGAAGGGUACCCUCCGAAGGAGAUCUGGAAAAGUGGUAAACAGAAGAUGGAGGACGGUAAGACCCUGGAUCUCCUUGGAAGGUGGCUGAUGGACAUCU
Molecule: messenger RNA, 1233 nt
Organism: Aspergillus novofumigatus IBT 16806
Lineage: Eukaryota; Fungi; Ascomycota; Eurotiomycetes; Eurotiales; Aspergillaceae
Product: Zn(II)2Cys6 transcription factor domain-containing protein
Exons: 1
Coding region: 318-1037 (239 amino acids)
Biological process (GO): positive regulation of transcription by RNA polymerase II
Cellular component (GO): nucleus
Molecular function (GO): transcription cis-regulatory region binding; zinc ion binding; DNA-binding transcription factor activity, RNA polymerase II-specific
Source: RefSeq, a predicted model, not a curated record